This is a messenger RNA of Cantharellus anzutake, 432 nucleotides long. RefSeq lists its product as uncharacterized. NCBI's taxonomy places the organism in Eukaryota, Fungi, Basidiomycota, Agaricomycetes, Cantharellales, Hydnaceae. The transcript is spliced from 4 exons. The coding region runs from base 1 to 432 and encodes 143 amino acids. The record is from RefSeq and is a predicted model, not a curated record.
AUGACCACUACAUCUGUCACCGUUAAACUUGCCACAGUCCUAGGGAUUGUUCUAGCUGUUGUCGUCAGCAGUGUGGUUUUUGCCUACAUUUGGAUUCAUAACCAGCUAUCACAGCAACGGACCAGAUGGCCCCAGCAACUUUUGGACAGUGGAGAUGAUUCCAAUGACAACAUGUACAUUCCUUGGGGACACAGCUCGAUAUCUCGCAAGACCAAGGGUUGCACUAAUGAUGAUCUGGACUCUGAUCGUCUACGAGAUCAAACCGACCUUCUUCCCUUCACUGUCUUGCAUGAAAAGACAUGGCUUGGGGAAGUAACGUUUGAGGAGGGAAACUUCUUUGUUUACAUCGAGGUUACAGUACCGAUAUAUUGGGUUAUACAUUACCUAAAGAAAAGUAAAAGAAAAGGGGGCAAAGCGAAAAACAUACCUUAG